CCAUCAAAAAGCAGCUCUCUUUUGACUGUUCUCACAUCACUCCUCUGACCUCUCUCCACCACCUUUUCCUCCCUUUGCCACCAACAACAAGAAAUUAGAGGUGGAAAAAUCGUCUACCAAGCAAUCGAGAGGCGCAUUGGAGACCCCUCGAUCUCUGAUCCCUAUCUGGAUCACUAGCGCAGUUCACAACGAGGAGAAGAAGCAGCAGCAGGCAGCGGUCGUCGAUCUGUGUCUCCGUGUGCGCGGUGAAUUGGGAGGAUGAUUCCGGGACCGGUUGUUGGUGUCGUAAAUGAACAACUUAAUUUUAAUAGUCUUGCUUAAGACAAAUUGAAAGGAGGGGAUUUCCUAUUGAAGUGGAUGACUUCAAUUAGUGUGGUGCCCUCGAUGGGGCUAAGAAACACCAGUGGAACAAUUGGUGCUGUGGACAGGUUGCCAGAUGAGAUGAAAGACAUGAAAAUAAGGGAUGACAAGGAAGCUGAAGAAACAGUGGUUGAUGGGAAUGGCACAGAAACUGGUCAUAUAAUUGUUACAACAAUUGGAGGUAGAAAUGGUCAGCCAAAACAGACCAUAAGCUAUAUGGCUGAGCGUGUUGUUGGACAUGGCUCAUUUGGUAUAGUAUUCCAGGCUAAAUGUCUUGAGACUGGUGAAACAGUAGCCAUAAAGAAGGUUCUGCAAGACAAGAGGUAUAAAAACCGUGAAUUGCAGACCAUGCGCUUUCUUGACCAUCCAAAUGUCAUUUCUAUGAAGCAUUGUUUUUUCUCAACUACUACGAAGGAUGACCUGUACCUGAACUUGGUACUUGAGUAUGUUCCAGAGACAGUUCAUCAUGUUAUCAAACACUACAACAAGAUGAACCAACGAAUGCCUCUAAUAUAUGUGAAACUAUACAUGUACCAGAUCUGUAGAGCGUUGGCCUAUAUUCAUGGCAGCAUUGGAGUAUGCCAUAGAGACAUAAAGCCCCAGAAUCUUCUGGUCAACCCACACACUCACCAGCUAAAAAUAUGUGACUUCGGGAGUGCAAAAGUCUUGGUAAAAGGAGAACCAAAUAUUUCAUAUAUAUGUUCCAGAUAUUAUAGGGCUCCUGAGCUUAUAUUUGGGGCUACUGAGUAUACUACGGCAAUCGACAUCUGGUCUGCUGGGUGUGUUCUUGCAGAACUUAUGCUAGGACAGCCUCUCUUUCCAGGAGAAAGCGGAGUUGACCAACUUGUUGAAAUAAUAAAGGUUCUAGGUACACCCACAAGGGAAGAAAUUAAAUGCAUGAACCCAAAUUACAAUGAAUUUAAAUUCCCACAGAUAAAGGUUCAUCCUUGGCACAAGAUAUUCCAUAAACAAAUGCCUCUUGAAGCUGUGGAUCUUGUCUCUAGGCUUUUGCAAUACUCCCCAAGCUUGCGAUGCUCUGCGUUGGAAGCAUUAAUUCAUCCAUUCUUUGAUGAGCUUCGAAAUCAAAGUACCCGCUUACCCAAUGGUCGCUUUUUGCCCCCUCUCUUUAAUUUCAAGCCUCAUGAGUUGAAGGGUGUGCCAACCGUGAUGGUCGCAAAGUUGAUUCCAGAGCAUGCAAGAAAGCAAUGUGUCGGUUUAGGAUCACAAGCUGGCUGAAAUAAAAAUGACCUGCGAAUAGCAGAUGCCCAUUUGCCCCAGGAAAGAUAUGCACUUGUUAUGAUUGGUGAACGAUGUACACAGUAUAAGUGAAUGCUGUUUCCUAUGGUAGUAGAAUCCUUGUCCCUUCAAGCAGAUAAAGAAGUCUCUGUUCAUCUUCCAAAGUCCUAGAAGAUCUUUGCCUAACAGCCGCACAAAGUCAAAUGUGUAACAUCUAUGCAUGUUUAAGAUUGCACUGAUCUGCUUGAACCAUGGAUCAGAAUGUUCUUUUCUGUUCUGCUUCAGUGUGAUUACCAUGUUGAUUUA
Molecule: messenger RNA, 1902 nt
Organism: Musa acuminata AAA Group (dessert banana)
Lineage: Eukaryota; Viridiplantae; Streptophyta; Magnoliopsida; Zingiberales; Musaceae
Product: shaggy-related protein kinase alpha-like
Exons: 13
Coding region: 358-1596 (412 amino acids)
Biological process (GO): signal transduction; protein phosphorylation
Cellular component (GO): cytoplasm
Molecular function (GO): protein serine/threonine kinase activity; ATP binding
Source: RefSeq, a predicted model, not a curated record